AUGUAUGAAAUGCACAGCCUCUGGAGGAUAACUCGAAGGGCAACGUCGAAACGCAAACGCAAACCGGAGCUGAGAAAGACACAACACAGAUCUGCUUCGUGCGGUGAGAUGAGCAAGUAUGGUUUGAACCUUAGGCCACCGAAGCCAAAGAAACCGCCACCAAGGCCCUCCCUUGCCACCCCCUUUGGGUUCAAUGAUGAUGACGAGAAUGACGUUGAGAGAGAAAUUGCUCUUCAGGCUAGCAAGAAUAAACGUCUCAAGGAAGUUGAGGAGCAGCAAAAGAAAGCCUUGGAGGAAGAUCCAUCUGUAUUUGAUUAUGAUGGAGUCUAUGACAAAAUGAAAGCCAAAGAAACUCGCCCGGUGACACAAGAUCGUGAAGAGAGAAAGCCAAAAUAUAUUGAAAAUCUGAUUAAAAAGGCCAAAGAGCGAGAGCAGUAUCGUGAGAUUGUUUAUGAGAAAAAGAUUGCCAAAGAGAGAAGCAAAGACGACCAUCUCUAUGCUAACAAAGACAAAUUUGUUACAGAAGCGUAUAGAAAGAAGCUUUCCGAACGAGAGAGACAAAUGGAGCUGGAACGUUUGCGUGAACUUCAAGAGGAAAGAGAUGACGUUACCAAGAAGAAGGAUUUUUUGCUUGAUUUUUAUUCAAACCUUGAUAAAAACGUUGCUUAUGGAGCAAAAGACGCCCAAGCGAGGAAACGUGACAAUCAGGCUGAGCGCAGAGUUGCAGAGACCCAUGAGGGAGGAGAGAGUCAUGCACCAGAUGACCAUGAACAACGUAAUGGGUCAGAUGAAGUGGAGCAUUCGAUGGACAAGUCAAGUUCACCAGCGGAGUCCCCUACAGAAAUUAAGAUUGGGGAACAGGGUGGAGCUUCUAAUCCAUUGGACACGAAACCAAUUCCUGAGGCUUCGUCCGUGGAAGAAAAGAGUUCAGCUGAACAGCCUCUGGCUUCUCAACCAGCGCCCGAUCAUCACAAAAGAAGUCUGGAUACUUUGGCUGCAGCUAAAGAGCGCUUCCUGGCGCGUAAGAAAGCAAGGGAUCAAUGA
Sphenostylis stenocarpa is the source of this 1044-nucleotide messenger RNA. NCBI's taxonomy places the organism in Eukaryota, Viridiplantae, Streptophyta, Magnoliopsida, Fabales, Fabaceae. The record is from the annotation of a GenBank genome assembly.